This is a messenger RNA of Meriones unguiculatus (Mongolian gerbil), 14874 nucleotides long. RefSeq names its product telomerase reverse transcriptase (gene Tert). The coding region runs from base 101 to 3487 and encodes 1128 amino acids. Gene Ontology annotation, molecular function: telomerase RNA binding; telomeric repeat DNA binding. Gene Ontology annotation, cellular component: telomerase catalytic core complex. Gene Ontology annotation, biological process: telomere maintenance via telomerase. The transcript is spliced from 16 exons. Lineage: Eukaryota; Metazoa; Chordata; Mammalia; Rodentia; Muridae. The record is from RefSeq and is a predicted model, not a curated record.
CCUUUUUCUGCCGCGGGCUCUCACGGGAGCCUGACUCUUCUAAGCUUAGCCCUACGAGUUUGUUCCCGCACGUGGGAGGCCCAUCGCAACCUUGAGCGCGAUGCCCCGCGCGCCUCGUUGCCGGGCCGUGCGCGCUCUGCUGCGCAGCCGGUACCGCGAGGUGUGGCCACUGGCGACCUUCGUGCGGCGCCUGGGGCUUGAGGGCAGGCGGCUUGUGCAACCCGGGGACCCAAAGGCCUUCCGCACGUUGGUUGACCGGUGCCUAGUGUGCGUGCCCUGGGGCUUGAAACCUCCACCUGCUGGCCUUUCCUUCCACCAGGUGUCAUCCCUGAAGGAGCUGGUGGCCAGGGUCGUGCAGAGACUCUGCGAGCGCGGCGAGAGAAACGUGCUGGCUUUUGGCUUCGCUCUGCUUAACGGGGACCAAGGCGGGCCUCCCAUGGUCUUCACCACCAGCGUGCGCAGCUACUUGCCCAACACAGUUACUGAGACUGUGCGCGGCAGCGGAGCAUGGAUGCUACUGCUGAGCCGAGUGGGCGACGACCUGCUGGUCUACCUGCUGGCACGCUGUGCGCUCUACCUGCUGGUGCCCCCCAACUGUGCCUACCAGGUGUGCGGGUCACCCCUGUACCAAAUUUGUGCCACAGCGGAUACCCGACCCUCCGUGCCCACCAGCUAUAGGCCCACACAACCUGUGGGCAGGAAUUUCACCAACCUUGAGUCCACACAGCGGAUCAAGAACAGCAGCCACCGGGAAGCACGGAAACCGCUGGCCUUGCCAGCUCGGGGUGCGAAGCGGCGUCAGAGCAUCACCGACAGAAACCUGCCUUCAGCUAAAAAGGCCAGGUGUGAUCCGGCCCUCAGAGUGGAGAAUGGACCCGACAGGCAGGCAGUUCCAGGCCCAUCAGGCAAAACACAAGUGCCAGGUCCUGCCAAGUCCACCAUGGUGCCUACUGGUAGAGCUACCAAGGGAAAUUUAUCUUCGGAAGGAAGGGCAUCUGGCCUGAGUCUCUCUGGGUCAGUGUACGGUAAACACAAGCCCAGCUCCACAUCCCUGCAGUCACCACCGUGCCAAGAUGGCUUUCAGCUCAGACCAUUUACUGAGACCAAACGCAUCCUCUACUCCAGGGGAGGUGGCCGAGAGCAGCUGAACCCCUCCUUUCUACUCAACAACCUCCAGCCUAGCUUGACUGGAGCCAGGAGACUGGUGGAGAUCAUCUUUCUAGGCUUGAGGCCUAGGACGUCAGGACCACUCAGCGGGACACGCCGCCUAUCUCGGCGAUACUGGCAGAUGAGGCCCCUAUUCCAGCAGCUGCUUGUGAACCAUGCAAGGUGCCCGUAUGUCCGACUGCUCAGGUCACAUUGUAGGUUCCGGACAGCAGCUCACCAGGUGGCAGAUACCUUGAGCACCAGCCCUCAGCACCUCAUGGAUUUGCUCCGACUACACAGCAGCCCCUGGCAGGUGUACAGCUUCCUGCGGGCCUGUCUCCGCAAGCUAGUGCCUGCGGGUCUCUGGGGUACCAGGCACAAUGAGCGCCGCUUCUUGAAGAACGUGAAGCAGUUCAUCUCCCUGGGGAAGUAUGAAAAGCUCUCGCUACAGGAGCUGAUGUGGAAGAUGAAAGUGGAGGACUGCACCUGGCUUCGCAGCAGCCCAGGGAACAACUGUAUCCCAGCCUCAGAGCACCGUCUGAGGGAGAGGACCCUGGCAAUGUUCCUGUUCUGGCUGAUGGACACCUAUGUGGUAGAGCUGCUCAGAUCAUUCUUCUACAUCACCGAGACCACAUUCCAAAAGAACCGGCUGUUCUUCUACCGUAAGAAUGUAUGGAGCAAGCUGCAGAGCAUCGGCGUCAGGCAACACCUUGAGAGAGUGCAGCUGCGGGAGCUGUCGCACGAGGAGGUCAGGCAGCGUCAGGAGGCCUGGCCAACCAUGCCCAUCUGCAGACUGCGCUUCAUCCCCAAGCCCAGUGGUCUCCGGCCGGUUGUGAACAUGAGCUAUAGCAUGGGUACUGGAGCCUUUGGCAGAAAGAAGCAGGCCCAGCAUUUCACCCAGCGUCUCAACACACUGUUCAGUGUGCUCAACUAUGAACGGACAAAGCAUCCUAACCUCAUGGGAGCGUCUGUCCUGGGCAUGAAUGACAUCCACAGGACCUGGCGGACCUUCGUGUUGCGUGUGCGCUCUCUGGACGUGGCCCCCAGGAUGUACUUUGUCAAGGCGGACGUGACUGGGGCGUACGACGCCAUCCCCAAGGACAAGCUUGUGGAGAUGAUUGCCAAUAUGAUCAGACACCCAGAAAACACGUACUGUAUCCGCCAGUACGCAGUGGUCCAGAGAGACAGUCAGGGACAAAUCCACAAGUCCUUCAGGAGACAGGUCUCCACACUCUCUGACCUCCAGCCGUACAUGGGCCAGUUUGUGAAGCAUCUGCAAGACCCACAUGCCAGCGCACUGAGGAACUCCAUUGUCGUCGAACAGAGCGUCUCUCUGAACGAGGCCAGCAGCAGCCUGUAUGACUUCUUCCUGCAUUUUGUGCAUAACAGUGUCGUGAAGAUUGGUGGCAGGUGCUACGUCCAGUGCCAGGGCAUCCCCCAGGGCUCCAGCCUGUCCACCCUGCUCUGCAGUCUGUGUUUUGGUGACAUGGAGAACAAGCUGUUUGCCGAGGUGCAGCAAGAUGGGCUGCUUUUACGUUUUGUUGAUGACUUUCUGUUGGUGACACCUCACCUGGUCCAGGCAAAAGCCUUCCUCAGGGCCUUAGUCCGUGGCAUUCCUGAGUACGGCUGCAUGAUAAACUUGCAGAAGACCAUGGUGAACUUCCCUGUGGAGACGGGUGACCUGGGUGGUGCGGCCCCUCAUCAGCUGCCCGCUCACUGCCUGUUUCCCUGGUGUGGCUUACUGCUGGACACUCAGACUCUGGAGGUGUUGUGUGACUACUCCGGGUACGCCCGGACAUCAAUUAAAACCAGCCUGACCUUCCAGCGGGUCUCCAAGGCUGGGAGGAACAUGCGAUGCAAGCUUUUGGCAGUUUUGCGGCUGAAGUGUCACGGUCUGUUUGUAGACUUGCAGGUGAACUGCCUUCAGACAGUCUGCAUCAAUGUGUACAAGAUCUUCCUGCUUCAGGCCUACAGAUUCCAUGCAUGUGUGCUUCAGCUUCCCUUUGACCAGCGUGUAAAGAAGAACCCUACAUUCUUUCUGGGCAUCAUCUCCAACAUAGCAUCCUGCGGCUACUCCAUCCUGAAGGUCAAGAAUGCAGGAAUGACACUAAAGGCAAAGGGUGCCUCCGGCUCAUUUCCUCCUAAAGCUGUACGUUGGCUCUGCUACCAAGCCUUCCUGCGCAAACUGGCUGCUCAUUCUGUCAUUUACAAGUGUCUCCUGGGACCUCUCAGGACAGCCCAAAAACAGCUGUGCCGGAAGCUCCGAAAAGCAACGAUGGCCAUCCUGGAGGCUGCAGCUGACCCAGCGGUAAGCACAGACUUUCGAACCAUUUUGGACUAACUCUGACCCCUUCAGCUGAAUGAACAUGAGCACUGUAGCCCCAGCGCUUCAGGACCCACAUCACAAGACAGACCGGCCUGUUGUGAGCUGAGCUUAGCUUGCCCUCCAAAACUUCUGUGUCCUGGGCGAGCAGAAGUUUGUCCCAAUGCCUUGUUUCCUGUGGUGGCUUGAUUUCGUUCUUCAUGUCCUUAGGAAAGCAAUCCCACCCUCUUUACUGGCAGGGAUCCACUAGCCACCAACACAAAGAGGAGGCAGAAGCCUGGCAUGGGCCCUGGGACAAUGUGGACAGAUGUGAGAUGCCUGGGCCCUGGUGUCUUUUUCACACCUAACCUUCGAGCCUCUCCCAAUGGAGUCAGACUGUCUCAGAGAUGAGCCAGUGACUUAAAUUGCAGCCUAAAUACACUCCGAGUGUCCUACCUACGUUUCUCUUGCUGUGAUAAAAUACCAUGACCAAGCCAACUUAUGAAAGCAGGAUUUUUUUUUUUUUUUUUUUUUUUUUUAACUAGACCAGUAGCUGAGAGUUUACAUCUUGGUCCAUAAGCACAAGGCAGAGAGAACUAACUAGAAAUGGUGGGAGUCUUUUUUUUUUUUUUUAUAAUGUUUUCAGAGUCCACUUUAAUUUUCAGAGAUAGUCUGACAAAUAAUUAAAAAAGAGAUGGAAGGUUAAAGUCAAACAUCUCGUAGUGAAAGGGACCACACUGGGGACAUUCCAUAACUUCUCUGAAGCUAAGAUUCCUUGGCAGCAUUUGACAGUAACCAUGGCAGUUAUCUCCUGAGAUCACUGUGCUGAUAAAAUAGGCUGACGUGUGUUGGUACUCAACCAGACAGUCACACCCAAAUAAAGAGUACACCAUGAAAGUGUUGUUCGUCAUCAUACUACUUUGAGCUACCAUUCAAAAAGACUUCUACUCAUAUGUUUCUCUGAUUUUCACCCUGCUCCCGUUGUUUUGUUUUGUUUUUGUUUUUCAAGACAGUCUCACUGUGUAACUCUUGAUUGUCCAAUAAUUCACUAUGUAAACCUGGCUGGCCUCAGGUCACCUAGCUCUGCCUGCCCCUGCCUCCCUAGUGCUGGGAUUAAAGGCGUGCACCACUGUUCCCAGCUUGUUUCCUAAGUCACUCCACUGAUUCCACAUUAUGCCUCUUCAUCACAAAGCCACAUCCAAACUGCCUCUCUGUAUCUCUUGCAUAAACUAGUUUUUUUUCUACUCUAACCUGAUCCUCUCCUCCAGUUUUGUGAGUUUCCCACCUUUGAGCAAUUUCCUUUGCUGAGCCCACACAAUAGAGGUCUUAUCGCCUUCCCUUUGCUUUUUCUCCCUUUCUUUCCUUCUUUUCUCAUUUUUAUCUUUUUGUUGUUCUUUUCAAUACAGUAUUGUCCUGCUUACAGUUUUUCCUCCCUCUACCCUCCCAGUUCCUGCCCACCUCCCCUCUCCUCCAGAUCCACUUCCUUUCUGUCUUGCAUUAGGAAAAGAACAGGCUUCUGAGAGAUAACAACCAAUCAUAACAAAAUUAAUUAUAAUAAGGUAAAACAAAAACCAUCACAUGGAGGCUGGAUCAAGUGGUCCAACAGAAGGAAAAGAGCCCCAAGAGUAGGCACAAGAAUCGGAGACCCACUUGUUCACAUACCCGGACAUCCCAUAAAAAAUACUAAGCUGAAAGCUAUAAUAUAUAUGAGAGAACCUGGUGCAGACCCCCCUGUCUGCCCUGUUUCAGCAUCUGCUUAGUUGAUUGAAAGGGCCUUGUUCGGAUGUCCUCUUUCCCCUCCAGCCCUUAGCACUCUUUUUGCCUCCUCUUCCUCAGGGUUUCCUGAGCUCUGGCAAGAAGGAUAUGAAGAGGUUUUGGCUGAGGUCUCUGGGUUAUCUAGUCUCUGGUUCUUGGUCACCCAAGCCAUGUUGGGUAUGGGUUCCAUCUUGUGGAAUGGGCCUUAAGUCAAAUUAGACAUUGGUUGGCUACUCCCACGAGUUUUGUGCCAUUAUUGCCCUAGCAUAUCUUACAGAUAGGACAGAUUGAAGGUCAAAGGCUGGGUUGGUGUCUACGUUUCUCUUUUGGUAGCCUGUAGAGUACGGCCCCCACCAAAGACAAAAGAAUGUAGGGUGAAGGCUCUAUGUAGGCACUACCUUGAUUUCUCCAUGUUCAGUGAGUUGUGUGGGUGUUGUCCUCAGCAAUGAGGCCUUGCUGUCAGUUUGCAGAGAACAACCCAUUGUCUUAGCAACAGCCCAGGAUUUUUGGGGGGGUGAUUUUUAUAGGACCUCCUUGGGCAACAACUCAAUUGAAUGCAACCCACUCCUGGUACUGAAAGCCUCAUUUGGUAACAAGAGAUGGCCAGUCGUGACUCAGUAUCCCCUGUUAUUACGAGACUUCUUUAGGAUUGUCUUCAUAUAUUUUAGGAAGUUUCUACUGAAGUAGGUUUCCAUAUCAUCCCUCAAAUGCCCAUUAAUUCCAGCUGUCUCCCCAUGAAUUCCCUCCCUCAACCCUGUCUUCUUUCUCCCUCCCCACUUGAUCCUCCCAUUCCCCAGCCCCCAAUCCACUUGUAAAAUCUAUUCUACCUCCCUGGCCAAGGAGACCCAUGUGCCCAUCCUAGUCUCUUUAUACCUAACCUCUGUGAUUCUUUCAAUUGUGCUGGGUUAUCACUGACUUUAUAGCUUAUAUCCACAUAUAAAUGAAUACUUACUGUAUAUGUCUUUCUUCUAUCCAUUUACCUCUGAGUUCCAUGAUGUCUUUUUUUACAUAGCUGAGUAAUACUCCAUCGUGUAGAUUUACCACACUUUGUUUAUCCAUUCCUCUGUUGAGGGGCGUCUAGGUUGUUUCCAGUUUAUGGUUGUUGUGAGAACUGUAAUGAACAUGGUUGAGCAAGUAUUGUGGUGAGAUGAAGCAUCCUUUGGAUAUAUGCCCAAAAGUGGUGUAGCUAAAUCAUUCCCAACUUUAUAAACUGACAUAUUGAUUUCCAUAGUUGUUGUACAAGUUUGCAGUAGUGGGAGUAAUUUGAAACCUCAAAGCCUCCUCCCAGUGGCAUACCCCCUCCAAUGAGGCCACACCUCCUGACCCAGUUCCACCAACUGGGAACCUAUGAAAUAUAUGAGCCUAUGGAGGCCACUCUGAUUCAAACCACCACAUUCCAUUCCCUGGUCCUCAUACCCUUGUAGCCACUUCUAAUGCAAAAUGCAUUCAGUCCAACUCAAAAGCCCCUAUAGUUCUUCACCAUCUCAGCACUGUUUUAAAGUCCAGAGUCUCAGCUGGGUGGUGGUGGCUGUACACGCCUUUACUCCCAGCACUUGGGAGGAAGAGGCAGGUGGAUCCCUGAGUUCAAGGCUAGCCUAGUCUAUGCAGUGAAUUUCAGGACAGCCAGGGCUAUGCAGAAAAACUCUUGUCUCGGGAAGGAGGAGGGAUUCCAAAGUCUCUUCUGAGACUCAAGGCAAUCUUAAUUGUAUCCCCUGUAAAAUCAAAAAGCAAGUUAUAUACUUCCAACAUAAUAGCACAGAAUAUACUUUACCUUUCCAGAAAUAGAGGAAAGAGGGAUUGUGAGGAACUACUGGACCAAAGCAAAACCAAAACGAGGAAAAACUUCAAAUUCUGUAUCUCUGUGCCUGAUGCCAAAAAGCUUAUUAGAUGUCUCUUCAUGUCUCCCAUUCCUUCCAGCUUUGUUGAUGGGCUGGUUCCAUACCCUGCCUGCAGCUGUCCUUGGAAGGUAUCCCAUGGCUUUGGUAUUUCCAACAUCUUAGGGACUCCAAUUCAGAUUUCACCUUCACAGCUUCAUGUGAUGACCUGUCUGAGUCUCCAUGCAGACACUCCCCUACCACACACCUGGUCCCCUUAACCACAGAAGAGGAUCCCAUAACCCCUUUCUCUCCACCUCUUCCCAGUGACAUAUCGUGAUAAAACUAUAAUAUUGUGGCUGAUGCUGCCAAGUUCUUCUGCUUGCUUGGGCUGAAACCUGGCCCCCUCCAUGACUUUCAUUUGCAUAAGUUGGGACCUGUUGAUGACAUGUUUCUAAGUGGCCUUCAGCCUUUCCGAGGGUGCAGGCAGCUGGAUGGAUUUUCUUUCUGAAGGUGCCACUCCCUUUAUUUCAUUUAUCAUCAGGCCUUCACAUCUCCUUGAGCACAAGGCUUGGCUCCAACAUUGUGCUUCCUGGUGCUCAUUAUUGCCUCAAACUAUAUAUGCAUUUGUUUCACCCCUCUUGCUCUUUUUAACUGAAGCUCUACAUAAGAGUGGUCACUAAUAACCAUGUGACACAGUCAGAAAAGGUUAUUUUGAAAUCUCCUCCACCAGUGACAUUAGCUAGGAACUCUUCAAGUUAGCCUCAGAUUUUUAGGACCAGGACAAAAAUGCCACAUCUUUGCCAAAGGUCUGUAGCCUGGCUGCUAAUAUUGACCCCCUCUAAAAGCGCUUGAGCUGGGCCUCCAUGACCCCUAUUGUUCACAGUACUACUGUCUUCUGUGCUUCUACUAGGGCAACCCAUUAAGCCCCACUUACAUCAUUUAACUGAUUAUCUAGUAUGUGACCCGCCCUACACGCCUCCCUCAGCCCUUGAGUAUGACAGACUCAAUGACUGACCUCUGGGAGCAGCUUCGGUGAGACUGUUCAACAAAGGCUAUAUAGUUCUCAGGAGAGUGGGUGGCGUGUUCCCAGGGUAGGUGUGCACUAUUGGCUGGGGCUUGAGAUGCAGGGAAGGCUUUACAUUCCAGGAAUUCCAGAGACUAGUGUGCAGCAGGUUCUUAUCAGGAGAAAGGAAGUUGAACCUGCAUUUUGGCCGUGAGUUAAGUGACCUCCCUCACAGGUGGAGCUGUGUUUAGAGACAGUCUAAUUCAGGUAGAGAGAAAGAAGCCCCUUGCUGAGAAAGGUAGUCCUCCAUUCUGCACCAAGCUUGGGAGAGCUGUCUAGACAUGGUGGAGUGAGACCUCAAACAGCAGGGUAUUCCAGAACUAGUCCAAAGUCUUUCAUAUUUCUCCAAGCAACAGAAUGGUGAUGGCUGUCACAGCAAUACCUAAGUCCCUGGUACUAACUUCUGUCACAAUGACUUUAAUUACCAUUCUAUUUUUGUAAAGAAGCAACAUGAUCAAGGCAACUAAUAAAGGAAGACAUUUAUUUGGGGUCUUGUUUACAGUUUCAGGGGGUUAGUCCAUGAUCAUCAUGGCAUUGGAGCAGUAGCUGAAACAGUUCACAUCUGAUCCACAAGUACCAGGCAGAGAGAGACAGAGACUAGGCCUGGCAUGAGCUUUUAAAGCCUCAAAGCCCAUUUGUAGGGACACACCUCUUGCAACAAAGCCGUACCCCCUAACCCUUCCCAAACAGUUCCACUUACUGGGGACCAAAUAUUCAAAUAUAUAAGCAUAUAAGGUCCAUUUUCAUUCAAACCACAACAACUGAACAAAGAAGAUGAAGACCCCUACAAUGAAAACUUUAAAUCUCUGAAUCAAUUGAGGAAGAUACCAGAAAACAGAAAUUUUUUCUAUGUUAACAGAUUAGAAAAAUAAUUAUUGUGAAAACCUAUAGAAUAACCAUCCUACUGAAGGUAAUUUAUGGAUGCAGUACAAGCUCAAUAAGAACCCCACAACAUUCUUCAGAGAAAUGGGAAUAAAAGGAGUCCUAAGAUUCAUAUGGAACUACAAAAGGCUACAGACACCGAAGCAGUCCUGAGCAAAAAUAAUGCUGAGGAGAUACCAUUCUCAAGAUUACAGAGCUAUAGUAAAAUAGCACAAAAACCAUAUAGUAAUGGCACAAAAACAGACACAAGGAGCAACAAAACAAAAUAGAAGAUCCAAACAUGAGUGCAUGAAAUACAGCCAUCUGAUAUUUGAUGAUACCAAAAAACACCUAUUGGAGGAGAGACAGCAUUUUCAACAAAUGGUGAGAAUAAAUAAAUAAAUAAAUAAAUAGAGGUCCACAUUCUGAAGAAUGAAAUUAUAGCCUUAUAACUAUAGAUUCCAAAACUAACUCCAGAUGGACCCCAAACCUCAAUAUGAAGUUUUAAACUGCUAGAAGAAAACAUACGCACUACCUUACAAGAUAAAGGUUUAGAUAAAGGCUUUCUGAAUAGGACUCUAUUUGCCUGGGAAUUAUGACCAACAAUUGACAAGAGUGGGAUUUCAUAAACUAAAAAGCUUCUUCACAGCUAAGUGUUGUUGAUUGUUAAUAUUUACUGUUGAUUUACCUUUUAGUUAAACAGUGGUUAUUCCUAAACCAGCUGUAUACCCAAAUCACCACAUGGAGACUAGGAUUUAUUUAAUUAACCUAGAGCACAAUACUGGGCAAUAAUUAUUCCAUCCUAAACCUCCAAGCCCACAUAGCUUCUUCCCAUUCAGAAUUCCCACAUUAUACUUGCUUUUUAGUCAUAUCUUAGAUCCAGUUCAUCUCUCCUGGUGUUCCCAGGUCCUCUCCUCUCAGAUUUCUCUUUUCUGACCCUCCUCCCACUUGCUUCCUUCUCCUCCCUAUGGAUCAGGAUGUCCCACCCUAUUCUCUCCAUUGCUCAGCAUUGGCUGGUUGUUUUAUUGGCAAUACGGAGAACCCACAAACUUGAUGUCAAACUUGACAGGUGAUGCUUAAAAUAAACAUCACAAUACAAUGUCCAGAUUGAAACCAGAAAGUGGGAUAGAGAAAUCAGCAUGUGAAUGAACAAGGGUAAAUUGUACACAUUCCACAAGAACAUUAUACCAACAUUUUCCCCUUUAAGUCCAAUAAAAGUCUCCUUUUCUUUCAAUACAAUAAUAAUUAUAAAACAGUUAUGAAAACUAUUAGGUAAGAUUUAUAUGUGCAAUGUCUAGUCCAUGUGCAUUUGGCAAGGAGAAAGUAUUUGAUUAUUCUAUUUUGACAAGUUUAAAGUUCUAUACCUAAAUUAACUUUUAUCCAUAUUGGUAUUGCCUAUAUGAAAACAAUUUUCUUAAAUUCUAAACAACUUAAGCUUAAUUGUGGAACUAUAACUACUUGGUCUGUAACCCCACCAGAGACUUGGGAAGGAAUAAAAUUAGUUACUGGAAUAAAUAGGAAGUGCAUGUUAGCAGCUUCCAAAAAAAUAAAAAAUUGACAAGAGACAGUUUGCUGCCUGAACAAUCACCCAAAACUUUCUAUAACAUUGGAACAUCAUCUUCAUCCUUCUGGCUCAGUGUAUUUGACAGACAUAUAUAUGAAGCAGGAACUAUUUAGGACAUGCUUACCCUGUCUUGGCAGAGUUUGGCAGUCGACUGUGCCUGCAUUUAAGCUUGCCCAUAUUAGCCAAAUUCUUCCUGUCGUGAAACAAGGGCAUUUUCUUUCUGCCUGGGUGGCUUCAUAUGGAGGUUCUUUGAUGCUCAUCAUGUUCUUUGAGGUAGGCUGGGUAUUGCCAGAAGAUGACCUGUCUCACUGUCAAAGACUUUUUAAAAUAAUAAAGACAUUUUUAAAUGCCAUAGUCUGUAGGUCUCUGAGGUUUUUAAACACUUACCUAUCUUUAUAUAAUCAUAUCUAUCUGUCAAACUAGGAUGUAUACUCCUGUGAUAAAUUAGACUAGUGCCUGAUGUUACUAUAAAUUAAUUAACAAUUAACUUGCAUUACUGAAUAUCUUAACCUUAUUUUCUCUCUGAAUAAGAUCAUUAACAACCUAUAACCAUCUUCCAAUGAAAAUAAACAUUCAUAGCCUCAGAAUACAAAAAGAACCUACCCAACCCUCUUUAAAGGAAAUUUGGCAUUGUUCUCAGGAAUUUUUUUUUUUUAGCUGAUUUUUCAGAAACACAGAAAUCCUGUUAAGGGGCCCAAAGAACGUUGGGGAAAAUGAUUAAUUAAUCAAGCAUUAAUAUUUGUGGCCCAGUCUUUGUGAAUGUUGAGAAUUUUCAGGCUUAAGAGAAGUCCUGUUUGGAACCAUCUAAAAUGCUGGACCAAUUGAGAUUCGUCGCUUUCUUCACAGCUCUCUUGAGAGCAGGCUUUGAUGAGAAAUAGCAAUUGAAGUAGUUGAGGCAGGAACAAGCAGAAUGCAGGAACAUGCAAGAUGUUGGAAGAGAUGUGUCAACAUCUCAGCAUGCUGGAAGGAUGAAUUCUGUCAGGUUUGAUCCAGCAUCCCCAGUGGUCUAGUCCUUUUGUUCUGCAAACAGGUAAUUUCUCACAAGCAUUAUACAAUCCUAAAAUUAUAAAUGAAUGAAAUGUGCAAGAUGAAACUAAACUGUCAACCAGUUUAGUUUAUCUAUACCAAUUAAAAGAAAGACAUAAUAAAAUUUGAGGCUAUUGUAGCCAAAGAUUUAUUGGCUGCGUAUUGUUCAGGUUCUGGCUGGAGACAUUUUUUUAUGUCUCGGUCAGUUUCAGAGUUGUUCCCAUGUGAAGGGAUCAGCAAUUUAUGUUGCCUGUUCUGUUUAGUCUCCUUGAUUUCUCUCUUGUGUGUGGCCAAGAUCUUCAGGAGGUCUUCCUCUGUCAUUUCUGAUUUUUAUUAGUUUUGAUGGAUCCCGCAAUUUCUCUUCUCCUGUAUUAACAUACACAAAACCUCUUCCCCAGCGUAACACAUUCCCCGCUGCUCUAAUUCAGCAGUCCUUUCUAAAGUCCACUGUGUCCUAGCAGCUGUUCUACUUACCUCAUUUAAACAUUUUGAAAUUGAUAAAUCAUUAUUUAAUCUAUCUUGGGGAGAUAUUACAUUUCCCUUUUGUUUUACGACCAACUUUUUAAAAUUACUGUUAGAUAUUUUCACAAUUGUUCGACCUAUAGGACUAUAAGUUAUAUCAUUAAUGGAUUUCAUGUUAUAAUGUCUAAAAUAUUGUUGGAUUCUCAUAGAUACACUUGCUGAAGCACCAUCAGCCCCAAUUUGCAAGGGCAUCUCCAAAACAUUCACCAUCUCUAACAAAUUUGUAACCUUAGGACCAUGCUCUCCAGAAUUUAAGGCAAAAAGCCCCCUGGAAUUCUGAAUAUGAAUCUAUGGCAUGGCUCAUGCAUUUCAGUUCUCCAAACUCUGUAAAAUGGCGCACACCAGCCACUGUUUGACCUUGUUCCAAGACAACACUAAACCGGAUCUGCAUUUCUACUUUAGCAUAUAGACCUUCAUCCAGUAAUUGAACCUUAAAAAUACACACACAAUCUCCAGUCUGACCAAGUUGGCCUAUAGCUGAAGACUUUCUCUCCAGCAUCUCAAUGGGCUAGCAUUUUGCAAUAUCUUCAAACUUCUGUGGACUUUUCUCAUCUGGAACCACCUCUUUUGGUGUUAUUGUAAAUAGCAGAUUGGAUUGCUCUGAAGGCUCUCUAUUUUGAUUCAAAGAUUCCCCUAACCUAUGUUCUAUGGCCUUUAAUUUUUCCUUACUCCUAGACCAUUGUUCAAUAAAUAGGUUGGUCAGCCAACCACCUUAGUGGUAAGACUAUAGGUAUUUUAUCAGGAGUGGCUUCCCAACAUGAAGUUGAAAAGACGGCCUCUGCUGUAUUUUGUUUAUGGACAGCCUGGACAGUCUAUAAGUGUUUUUUUAUGGCAUUUUAAAAUAAUUUUAACUUAUCUUUCAGGAGUAUUAUCUGUUUGGGUUUUUUUGGUUUUUUGUUUUUUGUUUUGUUUUUGGCUUGCCUCUGAAAUUGGGGGGAUGUUAAUCUGGGUUUUCCAUUGUUGUAACAAAUCUCUUCCUCAUAAGUUUAUGGCUAUUUCAGCCAUGUAUGGCCUUAAUUUUCCUAUUUGACCUUCUGGUCCUGUACAUUUAAGCCUGACACUUUGUUUUACUUUAGAUAAAACUCCAAUUCCUGGGAAUUGGAUAUCCACCUCUUAAAGUGGUUAAUCUGGGGGCCAGGAUUUAGGAGUAAUAAUUGUGACAUUAGCUCCAGUAUCCACCAUGCCUUCAAUUUCAAUAUUAUUUAAAAUUAUCUUUAACUUUGGCCUUUGAUCAUUUAUAGAGUUUUGCCAACAUAUUUGUUUUUUGUUCCCUUCCUGGUUUUUGAUUUAUCUAUAGAACUUGCUCUGAUCUUGCUGUCUGAUUUUUUUUAAAUGUUUAUUCCCAGAGCAGUGGUGUUUAAUUUUCUUAUGGAGGAGUAUCCCUGUCCUGUAUUGGGGCCUGCGAGAGGCCCCUUUGGGUGUUUUUUGAUAAAGGAUUACCCCAUUUAUCUCUUAUCUAUUAUCUACAUUCACUAGACCAGUGUCGACCCUUGCCACAUCUUCUGCAUAUUCUAGGAAGCACAGGCUCCCUUCUUGAAUUAUUUUGGUUUUCCCUGUAAUUUCCUUUGUAGUAACCUUGCCCACCACAAUGAAGACAUUUCCCAAAAUCCUUAGGGGUAGCUUCUCCUAUUAAGGUCAUACUGGGUGAGUGAGGUCUGAUAUCAAUUGUAUUUCUGAUCCAUUUGUCUAUUGGUGCAGAUCUUGCUCUUAACGGCCUUAUUGCCUCUUUGCAUUCCAUAUUAACAUGUUCCAAAGCUAAAGAUUGUAUUAGUGCCUUUCUAGCUACUUGAUCUUAUAUACUUCUGUUCAUAGCUGAGGUCAAUCUUUGCAAAAAGCUAGUGUAUAUUUCAUUUGAACAUUGUAUGAUCUGAGAAAAUGGCUCAAGCCUUUUUCUUGUUUCCUCAACCUUGUCCCAAGCAUUUAAGGCUGCUAGGCAACAUAAUGCUAAGGUUUCUUCAUUAUAUACAGUUUGCAUCUCUGUGUCAGCAUAUUGGCCAUCACCAAGCAGCUGUUCCUUAGAAACACCGAUUCCUCUGGCUCUAUUUUUGUGUGCUAUCUCUCUAGCCUCUUCUCUCCACCAUGAGAUCCAUUGUAAAUAUGGCCCAGGUUCUGAUAUUGCCUUUGCCAUAUCCUCCCAGUCUUUUGGGAUUACUCUACUUCUAACUGGCCAGGAAGUCAGCAUUUGUUUUACAAAUGGUGAAUGCAUUCCAAAAUUAGUGACACUUUCCUUAAAUUUUGUCAGAUCUAGCACUUCCACAGAGCACCAUUCAGCUUCAUGAUAAUCCUGUGGAUGGUCAUCAUCUGCUGGUCUCUGUAUAGUGACUGGAUAAGCCAACGUUUGUUUUCUAACCACCUUUGGUAGGCUUUCUUUAUUUUUAUCUUUUGCCUCUGCCUGAGCAUUUUCUUUACUUAGUAUUCUAAACUCUUCUUUUAAGGUCUGCACCCAUAUUUCAUACCUAUCUCACUGUUGUUUGUUUUGUUCAAUAAUAUCUUGAAUUUCUUGUUUUAUGCCUCACUUCCAAGUUUUAAGUUUUUCUUUAUAUUGUUCUAGUUGUUCUUUGUGUUGUCCCAAUAUCUUUUCUAAAGCCUUUACCUUUGAGAAGACAUAAAAGGUUAAUCCAAUGAUUAAAGUUAAAUUGAGGACUAUAAAUAUAACCAUAGUCAUAAGGUCUAAAUUUUCCUUUAUUUCUGUCUUAAAACUGUAGAAGAGAGUAUCAGCCAAGCUCCAAGAAGUCUCUCCCAUCCUGUUUGCUUUGUUUACUUAAAAUUUGUGUAUAGCAUAAAAGUGUGAUUUAUUAAACAAUUUACCUGAUUACAA